UUUUUUAAAGAUGUAAACAACUUUUAUUUUAUUUAAUAUCAAAAUUCUACCUAAAUAACCUUUCUUGUAGGCCUGCUUCCUGACUACAUGCCAGAGGUAAAAUAAGUAUUUUUUUUUCUCCAAUUUUGAGUUUGAUAUUGAUUUUUUACUAGGUGCCAUUUUCUUGUCUAGUUGUUGGUUUACCAUGAGCAGUACCAUAUCUCCCUCAACUAUUCUCUCUUUCCAGAAUAGUUGUAAUUAUUUUUGCUUAUUUAAUCCUAGCUUUCCAAUUUAUAAAUUGUUUAGAUUGCCGGCUCUUCCGUUCUUACUUUAUACUAUUUCAAUCUCCUAAUAUAAUCUCAAUCCUCCUUUACAUCUAUCCUUAAGUAGUUCUUUAGCUCAACCCACGAUUGCCACUCACCAAUAAUAUUUCCAAUAACCUACACUCCUAAGAUUCUCUAUAGACCUUAACUCCCAAACCCUAAAUCUAAUAAUAAUGAGCCUAAAAUUUUCCUUGCAUGAUAUCCACGGGGAUUAUUAGCUACAUCAUGAUAAUCUUAUUGUGGGAAUAUUUAGAAACCCUCUAACUCUAUUUGAUUCAUUCAUUCACUUGUUUCUAACAAUCCAAGUACACCACGGAGUCCUUAUACAUGCUGGAAAUCACUUUAAUUUGUUGCCCAUAGAGAAGAGAGCUGGGAGGGACCGACUGACUGUUCUGGCCCUAUCUAACCCAGCAGCACUUUAUCGCUCUCGAUAUAGCGUUCUGUCCCGCAUGCGGAGACGGAAUCAUUUGCUGAUAGAUCGGCCUUAUCUUGUGGUCUCCCCCUCUCCUACCAUUCGAGCGCUAGCGCAGAACUGCAGUCACCUGAAAGACGGGUCCGCAGACUUAGAGUUGUCGUGGAGUUGAUCUGGGGUCCAAUGAGAUUUACCUUGUCAUAUAAAUCGCCCCCUACCACAACAAACUUCCCGAGUAAUGUGCCUGAUUCUUCCCUCUCCUUUCCCCAUUUAGAACAAAAUUUACCUUACUUACAUGAACGGAAGGGAAUGGGGACGGCAUAACUCAGCAAGUUGCCAAACCUUUGCCAUUCCGGCACAUUUCACCCCAAAGAAGUUAUUUGGGCUCGUCCCAGAGCCGUUCUCGAGAGCGAGCGGAAUUGGUACUGGUGAGCAUUUUCCCUCUUUUGUGACAUAGGUCGCUCAUGCAGCCACUUGAGUUUUCCUAUAAAUUAUCUCUCAACCUGGACUGUCAAACUUUAACCCAUCACAACAACAACCUUCCCCUCUCUCACCCCGCCCAAACAAAACAAAACAAAACAAAAAAUCCUACCCCCCAGGAAAGAAUCCAGAACCAUGCCGCCGCCAACUCAGUUGUCCAUCAAGGCUUCCUCCGUUCUCCGCCUGAUCAAGGAGGAAGCUUCCUACCUUACGGAAACCAUCCAACAAAGGGCUGCCGUAGCAAAAUUAGAGCUGGCAGGUGCGGACGAGUAUGAGCUUCGCCAACCGGUUCGGCAUUUCCGAAUCUUUAUCACCUAACGUCAGAGAUUUCACGUACUUACCAAGUUGCGGUUUAUCGUGAUAGAGACAAGUCCUCGAACAGACCAUCGUGAUGGCACCGACGGUUCGUAAGCAAUUGCAAGCGGCGCUUGGUGCAUUGUCGGAAGCCUUGGUCGGUUUUCAUUGCUUGGGGGGGUGGAAUGAAAAUGGUGCUGACAAACUGCAGGAGGCAGCACCGGAAUCCGAGAGUGAGGAGAACAAAGCAAAAGCGAGGAUGGCUCUUAACAACGGGAGGAAGGUUCUCGAGGAGCAUGGGGUGCCGAAAUAAUUCCUAGAUAAGCUGGGAGCUUACGCGCGCUUUGGGUUCGCAGGAUGUCACGUGACUUGGAUUGCGGUGAUACAUACUCACGCUCAUCUCUUUUGUCCGCAACCCUGUGAUAUCUCUGACAGUCCCAAUGCAUUACGCUACGCGUGAUUCUUAAAGUAAAGCCAACGAACCUUCCCUCGUUUCUCCAAUUAUUAUUUAGUGUUCUGGCCUGAAGGUUGUGGUCACCAACAAAGCUCAUUUGAACGAUCGAGGCCCCGGGUGCGACUCCACAUUUUCCUCUCUUAUUCCUUUGCGGUGGGUGGGGGAAAUCCAGGGCCCUCAGAGUCUGGAGAACUUUAGCUUUAUGGCGCAUUCCGGGUAUGAUAUUGCCUUCAUUGAGGUUACAAAAGGACCAACCGCGCGCUGGUAUGCCCAUUCCAUACUACCCACAUACCGCUACGAUGCAAAAUAGGGAGAAAGGGCUGCUAGCGCACAGGUUGAACAGAUGCACUGCCUGUUGACAAAAUUAUCCGAACGCUGGGCAAGUGCGACAACAAUUGCUUUCAAAAAAUCCUGUACAGGACAGUCGUGUCUGGAAACUCUUCGUACCCCUAGCCAAUGCAAUCACGUGAAUAUUAAUGACCUGAUGUGUACAAAUAAAGAAGUAAAUAGAUUGUAUUUCAAUGGAUAGUAAAAUCUAAGCAGUAAAGAGCAUCUUUAGAAA
This is a messenger RNA of Tuber aestivum (summer truffle), 2504 nucleotides long. The record is from the annotation of a GenBank genome assembly. NCBI's taxonomy places the organism in Eukaryota, Fungi, Ascomycota, Pezizomycetes, Pezizales, Tuberaceae.